Molecule: messenger RNA, 2132 nt
Organism: Ictidomys tridecemlineatus (thirteen-lined ground squirrel)
Lineage: Eukaryota; Metazoa; Chordata; Mammalia; Rodentia; Sciuridae
Product: transmembrane epididymal protein 1
Source: RefSeq, a predicted model, not a curated record
CACACAGAGUGUAGGCACCUGUCCAGAACUUUCCAUUAUGUGGGAGAGUGCAGUGGGCAGAGGGAGGUAAUAAAAGUAGAAAGAAGUUAGCUCUGCAUAGCACUAAAAACUUGAGGGGCCCAUGAGGGGAAGGAGAACAGAGAAGUCCUGAAUUUUCUUCUUACCUCCUUAAUCAAAUAGACCAGUAAUUUCAUGGGGAAAUUCCACGGUCAUGCUUACCCAGGGCUAUUUCUUUUCUGUAAUGGAUUGUAUCAGGCCAUAGUGAUAUUCAGUGACUCACUCCAAUCUUUGUGCCCUCCCAAGAAGAAAGGGAGAUGGGCCAGGCUGUGGAAAAUAUCCUAUGAAGGUUUGCUGAAGAUAGUGGCUGGCUCUCUCUUAGUGGUUUAUGUCAACAACUGCAUUGAAGGAGGAAUAAUAUUGAUGGACAGGGAGCUGCCACCAAGGUUUCUGUACUCCAAAGAGUGGCAGCACCUCACCAUGUUCACCCUCCUCAUACUCAUGGGCUGUGUAGAUGUCAUGAGCAAGAACAUGCUCCCUCAGAGGUGUGUGGUCCUAGAAAAAGGUGCCCUGGCCCUGUCCUUCUAUGAGCUCCUGCUACUGAUGGUGUCACAUGCUAAGGGGUCCUCAGGGAUAGAGCUGCAAGUUCAUUAUCUGCUCAUCUUGGUGGUGUUCCUGCUGUUGCUGGUGUUAACUGUAGAACUCUGGGCUCCUGAGAUGUUUCAACUCUGGAUGAUGGAGACUUUGCUGAUUCUGAUCAUGGGCUCCUGGCUGAUACAGACAGGCUUUAUUCUGUACAGACCAGUCUCUGGCUACCCUUGGGACGAUGAUGACAUGAAUGAUCUCAUGUUUGUCACCACCUUCUUCUGCUGGCAUGUGAUGUUUGACGCCUUGUGUCUGUUUGGAAUCUAUGGUUUCUCUUACUUUUGGCAUCGUUGUUACUACUCCAGCUUGAAGAUGAUGGGGUCUAAAGAAGCUCCCUAUCACCAGAGCACUCCAGAGCCCCUCUACAGGCUGUUGCAGGAAAUAGAGCAGCCAGAGAAGGAAGACCAGGCUCCUCUGCUUGCAAAGAGCUCACCUCGAGAUAAGGCCUAGAGUGCCUAGCACAUACUUCACCCCAUCUGCCCUGCAAUGGAUCCUCUCAGCCACAUGUAUGGCACAUUUGUUGCUCCCCAAUGAAGGUAAUGGCCCCAAAGACCAACGGUUGAUCCCAACAAUUGCCCUGUCUGUCAUUGAGCCUCUAGUUACUGAGGACAUAGGAAGAGAAUGGCAUGGAGAAGUAACAGAUGGGACACUAUGAGUGAGGGGAAGAGGAAGAGGCAUAAGAGAACCAAGAGCAGGGAAGCAUGUAAGAAAUAACCAUGGUAGGAAGAGAACAACAGGAGGCCUCUGAAAGGAGCAGAGCAGAGUGCAGCAGGAAUGCCAUCACUAGCUGCUUCUCAAGGUUCUCACUAAGGAACAAAGAGCAAAUUGGAACUGCAAUGAUGGGUAUUUCGGUCGAUCAACUAAUUGAUUCAAAUGCAAUGUCAUAAGCAGAUUCAGCUCAACUCACACCACCCUGGAUGAAAUUAUCAGAAUCAUAUAUGUGUGUAUAUAUGUUCUAAUUUGGGUGUAUUAUCAUGGUUUCAAAUUUAUACAGCAAGUCAGAAUUAAUACUUUCAUAUUUGUCUCAAAGUUGCUGUCAAGUUGUCUCAAAGCAAACUUUCACUGAAUGCCACAUUCUCAUUCCUGUCCUCUCAUCCAGUCAAAGCAAAGUGCUCAGCUACUUAAUUGCCUACCAUCAGCCCCACCAGAGUAGACUAGAUCAUUUACUAGAUCCUGGACUCAAGCCUGCCAGAUAGUACUCUGGACAAAACCCACUGCCAGUCACAUUUUCCCUAUGCAUUGUAAUUUCAUGCCACCGUUAAGUCCCCUUAUAGAGCCACCAACAAGAGGUCUACCACCCUGAAAAUUCUCACAUAUUCCUUGAAUCUGAAUUCAUCAGCAAUUUAUCCAAAUCUGUUGUCAUUUUACCCAGGCUGCAAAUAUCCUUUUUGUCCUGUGCGUCAUAUUGUUUCUCUUGGGAGGGUAUUGCCUCACUACCUGAGAGUUAGGCUGUCUAAGAGCAAUGCAUGUAUCUCUAGUUUCCUCUGCAG